Molecule: messenger RNA, 1884 nt
Organism: Lindgomyces ingoldianus
Lineage: Eukaryota; Fungi; Ascomycota; Dothideomycetes; Pleosporales; Lindgomycetaceae
Exons: 3
Coding region: 46-1884 (612 amino acids)
Biological process (GO): positive regulation of transcription by RNA polymerase II
Cellular component (GO): nucleus
Molecular function (GO): DNA-binding transcription factor activity, RNA polymerase II-specific; zinc ion binding; transcription cis-regulatory region binding
Source: RefSeq, a predicted model, not a curated record
CCAACCAGUCCCGCGUCCAUCAAUAGGUGUCUUCCACCCCUCCAGAUGUCUCAAAUGUCGCCUCAGGAGCAGUCUUUCCCGGCAGCCAACGAAUCUACUCCUCGUCCUGCCAGAUCGAAGAACGGAUGCAACGCUUGCCGGCGGCGAAAAGUUCGUUGCAAUGAGCGCCGUCCGCGGUGUGCACAUUGUGAGAGACUUAACCUAGAUUGCACGUGGAACCGGGCUCCUACGUCGCGAAAUUCCCAUGCAAGCCAGAUAGGCCCACAAACUCUGCCGACUGCGCAAACCCCAAGUACUACCCAUCCGAGUGCUACCGCAUUUGAUGGGUUUGGCUUGAAUGGGAGUUCCUUCUUCGACCUCUCGGGCCCACUGGGAAUUGGAACUUGGGAUGAAGCCAUGCUGCUGAGUCCUAGUUCGUGGCCUUCUGACCACUCAAACUCUAAUCCGAGCACGAAUUUCAACCUCGGACCCCAGCCUAUUCAGCAGCAACCUCCACUACCACAAUUUCCUGACCAACAGGAUAUGGCACAACAAUCAGUGAGCACAAUUCCUGAUCGUGGUGCCUAUCACCCUGAUCCUGCUUCCACAUCGCCUUUUGCAUCGGAAGGGAGAGGAAAUGUGACUUCCAAUGAUGAGGAUCUGCUCAUCACCGCAUUUCUACAAAUGCUAAUGCCGCCUAUCCUCACCCCCGUCGAAAUUGGCCCAAAAUGGGCGUCGACGCGAGCGUUCUUCGCUACUAUGGCCUCUGAAUCACCUGUAGUUCGGAGUGCUAUUAUGGCUUUUGCAGCAAUGCAGAUGCAGCGCAGUGGGUUGGGUUCAGAUGGGGGUGCUAGAGUGACAGAUUGGAGACCGUUGUAUGACAACGCAGCAAGACAGUUGUCUAGUGCGUUAGGGAGGAGAAAGGAUGGGGCGGAGAAAGGCAAGGAUGAGCUAAAGUAUGUGCUCGCUGCUUUGUUCCUUCUCACCUAUACAGACCUCCUUACCGAGACACUUCCAAGGGCACAUGGGAAUCUGAGAGAAGCAUACAAUCUAAUCCAAAAUUCCGAAAAGGGGUCUUUUACUGUCCCAGAGAAACGAUUGAUAUCUUGGCUCCGUCUUCUCGACGCUCGUGCUGUCUCAACUGCAGGUGGAGAGGGUCUCUUCCUCUCCGAUACAGACGAUACAAUUUUCGACGCCUCGCCUGCCGCCAACUCUGCCUCGGAGCCUGAAACCCUCGAUAGUGAAAUUGAGGAGAUUCUAUUCGAUGUCCUAUAUCAUCCAGGUAUCGUUUUCUACCAGAAGGUGCAGUCAUUUGUGGGCCGAAUCACGAAGAUCGAUCCCUGGCACCGAAGUCGUGGUACAGUGCAAGAUGAAACAGAAGUCAUGGCCGUUGGCGCUGAGAUAGCAAAGGAUCUGCACGCUCUGUAUGGACAAAGGCCUGCACUCAUGGAUCAUGCGGUCGCGGGCAACCUCACGGAAAAGCAUCUAGCCAGGAAUCUGGCUACGGCUUUAACUAGAAGCUUCCGUACCUACUUAGCCAACUAUUACGCGUCGUUUCUGCACCUCCAUCGCGUGGCAUAUAAGCAGUUUCCAAAAACCAAAGACGUUAACUCCGCGAUCACAAAUAUCAGGAAGCUAUCUCACCUCAUGGCCGAAACUGACGAGUCCCUACCAGUGAAUCUCCUCUGGCCACUUUUGAUGUGGGGGUGCGAAGAGGAAAAUUCAGAUGAGCGAAAAUGGAUUUUAGGAAGUAUCCGUGGAUUGGAGAGCAUUGCAACCAACGCGAAGCCCACAGCUGAUCUCCUUGAGGAAGUACAGCGUCGGCAAGAUGAAGGCAGAUGUAGGGUCGACGUUCGGACUGUGAGCCAGGAGUACUUUGCAAGCCAUCAUUUUGCCAUAGUAUAA